Ilex paraguariensis (yerba mate) is the source of this 1684-nucleotide messenger RNA. NCBI's taxonomy places the organism in Eukaryota, Viridiplantae, Streptophyta, Magnoliopsida, Aquifoliales, Aquifoliaceae. The record is from the annotation of a GenBank genome assembly.
AAAUUAUUCAUUACUGCGGCUCCUAACGACCUAAUGCUAGUCUCUUUCUCUCUCACGUUGCCACUUCUUUCAGUUCCUUAACCUUUUCUUCCUACUCCUAGGAUCCGAUUCUCUCUCUUCCCACAAUUCAUCCCUUUCUUCUCUAGAAAAUCACUCUCAAACCCUAAUUCUUUAACCUGGUUUCUCUCUCUCUCUCUCUCUCUUCAUAUUUGAUUUCUCAGUUUCAAAUCGAAUUGGUUGUCCGCAUGCUGUUUCGUAAAAGAUGGUUCCAUGGGGCGGAAUCACAUGCUGUUUGAGUUCAGCCGCUCUCUAUCUUCUUGGAAGGAGCAGUGGGAGGGAUGCAGACGUUCUCAAAUCCGUUAGCCGAGUCGAUCAGUUGAAGGAUUUGGCGCAGUUACUCGAUACAACAUGCAAAGUUGUGCCUUUGGUUGUCACAGUUUCUGGAAGAGUUGGUUCAGAGACACCAAUCAAUUGCGAGUAUAGUGGUCUACGGGGUGUAAUUGUGGAGGAAACGGCAGAGCAACACUUUUUGAAACACAAUGAUGCCGGUUCCUGGAUACAGGAUUCUGCUAUGAUGCUUUCCAUGUGUAAAGAGGUUCCCUGGUACCUGGAUGAUGGAACUGGACGUUUAUUUGUUGUUGGAGCCCGAAAUGCCACAGGUUUGGUAUUAACAGUUGGAAGUGAAGUAUUUGAGGAGUCUGGGCGAUCCCUUGUACGUGGAACAUUAGACUAUCUCCAAGGUCUUAAGAUGCUUGGAGUCAAGAGGGUUGAACGGGUUCUUCCAACUGGUACAGCGUUGACUGUUGUUGGUGAGGUUAUUAAAGAUGACGUUGGAACUAUUCGGAUUCAGCAACCCUACAAAGGCCCAUUUUAUGUCUCCCAUAAAACUAUUGACCAGCUCAUUGCAAAUCUUGGGAAAUGGGCUAGGUGGUAUAAGUAUGCGUCUCUGGGGUUGACUGUGUUUGGUUUUUAUCUGAUUGCAAAACAUGCUUUUCAAUAUUUCAUGGAGAGAAAGCGCCAUUCGGAGUUGCGAAAGAGGGUUCUUGAUGCUGCUGCUAAAAGACCAGGGCGAGAUAAUGAAGAUGGCAAUGCUGAGAAUGCAUCAGACAGUACUAGAAAAGAUUGCCUAAUGCCAGAUUUAUGUGUGAUAUGCCUAGAGCAGGAGUACAAUUCAGUUUUUGUUCCGUGUGGUCAUAUGUGCUGUUGUACAUUGUGCUCAUUGCACUUAACAAACUGUCCACUCUGCCGGCGACGGAUAGACCAGGUAGUGAAGACAUUUCGCCAUUGAACUAGGUUUUGAGGUUGGAUAGCCACCAUCGACUAGGACACCUGAAAGCUGAAGCUUGGGGUGGAUUUGAAUGUCUGAAUCCCGCUUUAUGAUGGCAAUGGAACUUGGUUACAUAGUUCAAGAUUCUUAUUGGAUACACAGUAUGGCCAUUGCAUGUUGAAGUUUUCGAAGUUCUUUUUCUUUGAGAAAUUUUACGAGUACAGUUGACUUAUAUGCAGAUUAUCGACAGGCUCUUCUGGAAUUUUCUCUUACCUUUGUGAACUAUGUACAGUGGAUGUCUUUCUAAAGUUGAUGUGAUUUAUGUCUAUAAGCCUUCUUUGUCGCUCCUUUUCUGUUUGCUCAUGUUUCUGUGCUCUCAUUUGGUGUUGAAUAGCCUGUGGCAGAGUCUAGUUUGUU